Haliotis rufescens (red abalone) is the source of this 5786-nucleotide messenger RNA. Its product is annotated as transient receptor potential cation channel subfamily A member 1 homolog. Gene Ontology annotation, biological process: transmembrane transport; monoatomic ion transport. Gene Ontology annotation, molecular function: protein binding; monoatomic ion channel activity. The record is from RefSeq and is a predicted model, not a curated record. Gene Ontology annotation, cellular component: membrane. NCBI's taxonomy places the organism in Eukaryota, Metazoa, Mollusca, Gastropoda, Lepetellida, Haliotidae. The transcript is spliced from 26 exons. Bases 324 to 3986 code for a protein of 1220 amino acids.
UGAACGAUCAUCACGUACAAGUUGGUUUCCGUUAAGGUGAAGGUCGUUUACCCAUUGAUCGACCGUACUUGUCCCAGCCAAUAUUCACGCAGCCAACAGGACAUGACAUCGAGAUCGGAACCUUACACUUUGAUCGCUAUGUAAGUUCAUCUCCGUUACAGUGAGGUUGGUUAUUCCCACUCUGAAUGGAUUUAUGAAAGGAUGGCUUAAAACACACCUAGUAAUGUAGUUUUGUACAUCAUCGUCAUACGCCACAAUCAAGAGGUCUGAACCAGUCUGUGGCCACUAAUCCAGCGUGGGCGAUCAUCCGUUGCUAAUCCAGAAUGGAACUUGAGCCAGUAACAAGCCAGUCACCUAAACGCCCUAUACCGGGGGGUGGUCUAGCCACAGAGGAGCCUGACAUGGAUAGCGACAGUUCGAUGGGUUCCCCCAAACUACACAAGCAUUUGAAGCGGUUUUCCACAGUCACUGGGGCUCUUGCUGCCUUUGAGUACAAACUCCCAGGCCGUCAAACCCGUCUGGACUGCACCCUGACGAGUCUCGUGUCAUCAGAACGCAUCACACAGGAACUGGUGCAGUGUGCACGAGAGGGCGAUGCCUCGACACUGGAGGCGAUUAUCAACGCCCUUGGGAAGAACGUCGAGAAGCACGUGAACUCGCAGGAUGAGAACAGCCUGACCCCCCUCCACUACGCUGCCCAGUACAACCACCCGGAUGUUGUGGACAUUCUGCUGAAGAACAAAGCAGAUGUCAACAUCAGAGGGGAAGAGGAGGGGGUCUGCCCCGCCCACUAUGCCGCUAUGCCUGUGAGGGGCAAGAAACUCAAAACCGACCGGAGCGCCCCUAAGAGUAUGGAUCAAGUUUGGUCGGGAUCGUCCUGUGUCCCUAAGCUGAAGGAGAAUGGCGCCGACUUCACAAUGAAAGACACGUAUGGCCAGACUCCGCUUCACUACGCCGCCAUUCACGGCAAUGUCGUCGCCGCCAGGGACAUCCUCGCCUUCCAAGACAUCAACAUAAUUGAGUCUGAAGAUAAUCAGAACAUGCGAGCCCUGCACGUAGCAGCUCUAUAUGAUGAGCUCGGCGUUGCUAAACUCCUCCUCAACGCCGGUGCCGAAAUCCGGUGUAUGGAUCACGAGACGUCAACACCAUUACAUCACGCAUGCUCGUCUGGGAAUCUGCCUCUUGUGAAAAUGCUCUUUGAAAUCGCAGAGAAAAAUCCGGAAAAAAAUGUCACAGAAUUGCUAGUUAAGGACCAGGAUGUUGAAGGAAGCACUUGUCUCCACCUAGCGGUAGAAAAUGGCCAUAGUGAGAUCACCCACCUUUGUGUACAAAAGGGGGCAAAUGUCAACCAGAGCCGCAGUGACGGUUUGUUUCCACUCCACCUGGCGGUAGUGUCCGGUAAGAUUGACAUCAUACGCCAUCUGGUGGAUAAAGGGGCAAUAAUCGACGCUUCGAAUGACAUGCAAACGACACCUCUACACAAAGCGGCUCAAUUCAACCGCGUAAGGGCUGCGAGGCUUCUCCUGAGGAGGGGGGCCAACAUUGAGUGCCUUGACAAAGACAACGACACGCCGCUCCUUAUCGCUGCCAUGUACGGCCAUGUCGAGACGGUGGAGAUGUUGGUAAAGAAGGGAGCUGACGUCGAUGCCACAAAUCUGAAGGAGAAGACGGCUGUCUAUGUUGCUGCUGAAGAAGGCAACCUGUCUGUGCUCCAGAGCUUGUUGUCGGUUCCUGAGAUGAGAAACCUUAUCAACUGGGGCGACCGUGACGGCAAUACUGCACUGCAUAUCGCUGCUCAGAAGAAAAACCUGCACGUUGUCAAGAUUCUCCUCAAGAACAAGGCGUCCAUACAUACCAAGAACGAACUUGAGGAAUCUCCACUACACAUGGCUGCUAAAUACGGGAACGUCAACACCAUACGGGAAAUUGUGAGGAACGGUCAGAACUCUAUCUUUGCCGAGGACGAGAAGAGUAACACGCCCUUACAUCUGGCCGCACUGUACGGACAUACGCUGAGCGUGGGUGCACUCAUUGAACUUGGGGCUGAUGUUUCACAAAAGAACUGUGUGCUUUGGACUGCGUUAGAUAUGGCGGCAGCACAGGGCUGGAACAACACCUGCAAGGUCCUUCUAGAGGCGGACGCCCCUGUAGAUCCCACCGACAAGAGAAAUACAACCCCCCUGCACCUGGCCUGUUCUAGUGGUCACCGUGAAGUCGUACAGUUGUUGCUGAGGUGGAACGCCAGCGUCACCAAGCGCGACAUGAACGGCAUGAACUGCCUUGACCUUGCUAUUGAGAACAACAAAAGUGACAUUGCUCGUCAGAUCAUCCAAUCCGAUAAAUGGAAGGAUGCGUUACGACACGCUCAUAUCCGGAAGAAGCGAGGUAACGUCACAAUCGACACCCCUUUACGUCGGCUCAUCAGGAAGAUGCCAGAUGUGGCGAAGGAGGUUUUUGACCGGUGCAUCACGGCAGGGGAGGAACAGGACCCCACUGAUGAAAACUUUGAGCAACGUUACAACUUUGAAUUCAUCGACGACCUUUACGCUGAGUGGGCCCAGCCUCCGUCUAAUGAAGGCGGCACAUCGCAAACUGAGUCGAAGAUUUCUUACAGGCGGUUUGGGAAAUUGAUGCCUUACUCUCACAGGUCCAAGACCAUCAAAGAAAACCACCCCCUUCAUAUAAUGGUAUCCGCCCACCAAGAGCAGCUGCUUGCCCAUCCACUUGUGACGUCACUAAUUUCACACAAGUGGUGGUCGUUCGGGGCGUGGUUCCAUCUAUAUUCCUUCUUCCUCCAUCUCAUGUUCAUCAUCUUCCUCACCAUGUUCACCCUCAACACGACGCCGCCACACCAAUACUCCACUGCCCUUGCGGACGCCAUCAAGGGCGGUUCAUGUGAUGCAAUCAGCAGCGACUACCAUCAACCCGUGAACACCAACAACCAGAAAUAUGUUGUCAUAUUUCUCGUUAUAGUUUGCAUCUUCAAUGAGUUGUUCCAGAUGUAUCAGAGCAAACUGUCGUACUUUUCUGUAAACAACGUAACAGAGUGGAUAGCAUACAUCUUCACCAUCCUCGUCCUCGUCGACUUCAACCACUGCCAGACCCUCACCGGCUACAGAUUAGACUGGCAGUGGUCCCUGGCGGCCCUGGCCGUGUUUCUCAGCUGGACGGACCUGAUGUUCUUCGUCCAGGGGUUCAGCUCCCUCGGGAUCUACGUUGUCAUGUUCAGAGACAUCCUCGUCACGUUCCUCAAGGCAAUCACAGUCUUCUUCGUGCUCAUCCUGGCCUUCGCCAUUGCCUUCGUUGUACUGCUGAGGAACCAGAUCCCGUUUCGAGACAUAGGGAGCUCGCUGAUGAAGACGUUCGUGAUGAUCAUCGGUGAAUACGACUUCAACGACAUCUUCAAUGCCGGCGUUCUUUCUACGGCGUCAGUAGAUGGACUCUAUUACCCUGCAGCCACCUCAAUACUGUUCGUCGGCUUCGUAGUGCUAUCUUCCAUUGUGCUGAUGAAUCUACUGGUCGGUUUGGCCGUGGAUGACAUCAAAGGCAUCCUCCGCCAGGCAGCGCUUAAACGAAUGGCAAUGCAGGUGGAGUUGACACUGGAUGUGGAGAAAAUCCUCCCCGACUUGUUCAGACAAAGGUUUUUCCGCCCGACAAAGAUCAUCAAGCCCAACCUGGAGUCGAAAUAUCCUCUGCGCCACGUGGUCGCCGCCUUCACCAACUGGUGGACGACGGACGCGGGCGAAGAUGAGGAUAUUGUUCUGAAGGAUAUACCAGAGAUCAGAAACACCCAGAUUAAGAUACAGAAAGAGGUCAAGGCCAUCCGAAAGGUCGUGAACGUUGUGCAUGACAUGCACCUGCAGAACAAGCGCAUUGAGAGCAUGCUGAGGGCGAUAGUGAAGAACUCGGACACUAUCUCGUGGGUGGAAGAGGACUACUCCAGUGAUGAGGACCGGACCUUGACUCAAACCAUGGGGAGGAUUUGAUACAUGGAUGUUUCCGUUGCUGUAAUAAAACUUUGAAUUGUGCCUUAGCAGCUAUUCCGCCAGUUCCGUGGAGUUAAAACGUCUGGACUCUGAACCAUAAAGUUAGAGAUUAGGGGUGCGUUGCAAAGCGCCGAUCGCUUGCAAGCCAUAUACAGCGAUUCGCCUUACAAAAAGUGCGCUAACUUUCAGCCGCUUCCAAGUGAAACUAUCGCUGGCUGAGGUCGCUUCGUUCUCAAACCAAAAUGGCGGCUGACUUUGACAGCGGAACAAGAAUAUCUUGUCUGGAUCAACGAGGAAAUGAGCAAAGGCAGCUAACACCCCAUCAUCCUCAGUCUGCUCCACAUUUUCAAAGUAGUCAUAAAUUUCAUCAUCUCGUCAGGACUCAAAACUUUCAUCGUCUUGUAUAUCAAGUUAAUGAAGUUCGAGUUAACGAGGUUUCACUGUAUAGAGUACAGUAUAUUGUACAACAGUUCAGGUGGCAGCACACAAUGCAUUCAGAGGUGGCUCUUUCAGGAUCAUGAAAAUGUUUUGACGUCAACUGAUCGGAAAAUGGACAGAUGUACAAGGCUCGUCCUACAUUUAUAUUGUGUUUAUUAUACGUUUUGCAAACUUGUGUCCAAGUCCUAGUAUUUUGCCUUAUUAGGUGUUUAUCUAUGUGCCACUUUUACCGCCUACCGGUUUUUUUAAAUGAUAAACGAACUUACUUCAAUCGAGGGACAAGGGAGGCAAAGCGUCGCAUAGUUGUGUCCCUUGGGCUUACGAAGAUCCUAUACAUGGGGUUCGAAUCUUAGAUUUAGCCUGAUUAUAUGAUCCCUGUUUUGUCGGCACCUUACCAGCGUUAUUUGGUUUCACCAACCAGUGAUGUCUAAAUCCCGCAUCACUACGAUCCUUCCUCCGACAUACAUAGGCUGUGACACGCCCUGACCUGGUACAAUUUGCGUCGCUAUUUUUCCUUUUACGCUCAAUGGAAACCCCCGGCAGAUAAUCGAGAGCUUUUGUUUACAUUUAUUGAAAUUUAACUCUCAUAUCCAAAGUUACAAUGUAUAUUUUUUUAACUUCGACGAAGUUUAUAGGUAUCUACGCCUAAGACCUCACUGACGGUGUGGUGUCGUUCCUGCUACCCACUCGAAUGCUUAAAUCCCAGUAUUAACCUCCAUGUUUAUUAACCUGACAUUCUUGCCUCACCUCACCACAGAAUUGCAGCCCUGAACUACCUUUCGUGUGACGACAUACGUCAUUUCUUUUUCAGAGGGAUUGAAUUCAUUUUGUUGAAUGAAUGUUUCUUACUCAAUAGAUCUUCAUAUAUAAUAAUGAGAUUAAGAUAAUAUCAUUUGUAUUUUUUAAAAUUUGUUAUUUAUUUAUCUUCUACUUUGAUAUACUUUGUUUGAUAUAAAACAAAUUUACAAAAAAGCAGCUAUUUUUUUUGUUGUAAAAUACAAUUGUCAAUGAAUGAUGAACGCAGACCUCAACAAACAAGAUGUAUAUAUGAGAACUUAAUCAGUUUUCUUCUCCAUACGUCAGAUGCAAGUGAUUGAAAUUUUUUCAACACAGUCAACAAUAAUUGUACUAAACUGCCCGCCACAAGAAUGAAAACACCGAUGUUUCAUGGGGGCUAAAAAAUAUAAACAAACAAGAAUUGCUUAUUCGAUGGUGAUGAAUUGCACACGGGUAUUAUUGUUGUAUUUUGGAACUUACGUUUCGUCGGCUGUUUUCAGCCUAGUUCUAAUGUUUGGAAUUUUAUGGUCAAAUUCCAGUUUUAAAGUGUAUAUUUUCUUUCAAAAAUUUCAAAAUACCAAUAAA